AUGGGCUUUGAAGGAUGCAUUAGGGUGAUGAAGGCUGGUAAGGGGGUUCUAGGCUUCUCGGGAAAUGCUUUGCAUGCGGUCACUUUUGGCUGUCGAGAAAUCAGUCAUAAGAUGAAUCAUCUACACAUGACUGGGAUAGGGAUUCCUUUGAUGGGAUGGUUCCUGGAAAUAACUACCUCUACGCGCUCAUAUAUUGCAGAAUCCAACCCUAUGAAUGUAGAGACCCUUCCAUGGAUUACGGCUUCGGAGGCUUUGGAUUUGAUAACAAGGCUUCGUUUGUAUGAUGAGCAGCAGGACAGGGAGAUCAAAGUCUAUUUCAACAGCUUAAAUAACUACUAUGAGAAGAAGGUGAGGAAGCACGGAAGUUUGCAAAUCAGCAGCAGCGGGAUAUUCGGGCUCUAUACAGCGAAUACCUCUAUGCAACGAAUUGAAUAG
Paracoccidioides brasiliensis Pb18 is the source of this 435-nucleotide messenger RNA. RefSeq lists its product as uncharacterized. Bases 1 to 435 code for a protein of 144 amino acids. The transcript is spliced from 2 exons. The record is from RefSeq and is a predicted model, not a curated record.